Fibroporia radiculosa is the source of this 459-nucleotide messenger RNA. RefSeq lists its product as uncharacterized. Gene Ontology annotation, molecular function: structural constituent of chromatin; DNA binding; protein heterodimerization activity. Gene Ontology annotation, cellular component: nucleosome. Bases 1 to 459 code for a protein of 152 amino acids. Lineage: Eukaryota; Fungi; Basidiomycota; Agaricomycetes; Polyporales; Fibroporiaceae. The transcript is spliced from 4 exons. The record is from RefSeq and is a predicted model, not a curated record.
AUGCCGCCGAAGAAAGGACAGAGGAAAGGGGGAACGGCAACAGCUGCAUCUGCGACGACACAAGAUCAGCCUGAGCCUGCACCGCAACAACAGCGAACUUUGCAAACACGGAGUGAGAAGGCCGGCUUGCAGUUCCCUGUCGGCCGUAUCCAUCGGUAUCUUAAACAGCGCACACAGCACAACGUUCGUAUAGGGGCAAAGGCGGCUGUAUAUACGUCUGCAAUCCUUGAGUACUUGACUGCAGAAGUCUUGGAGUUAGCUGGGAAUGCCUCAAAAGAUCUCCGUGUGAAGCGCAUUACACCUCGGCACUUGCAGCUAGCCAUUCGUGGCGAUGAGGAACUCGAUAUCCUUGUCCGCGCCACGAUAGCGGGUGGAGGCAAGUCUUCCAGUGUCCUACCUUUUAUUCACAAGAGCCUUACUGCCGCCAAAGGCCCGAAAAAGGCCGACGCCGUUCCAUAA